AUGGCGUCUAAAGCCCAUGUGGAAAAUUGGUUGGAUAAUGGAAACAAUAAGAAAGCACUGCAAGAAGCAGAUAAGGUGCUUAAGAAACACCCAAGCAAUCAAUGUGCCCAAAUGCUUAAAGCUUUGGCUUUAUUGCGAUUGGGUAAAGAAAAUGAGUGUCAGGUUAUUAUGGAUAAAGUACGCUCAAAGAUACCCUGUGAGGACUCUACUCUACAGGUUAUGAGCAUUUGUUACAGAGAAAUACAUCAACCGAACAAAAUUAGUGAGGUAUACGAGGCUGCGGCCAAAGCAGAUCCGAAUAAUGAGGAAUUAUUAACGCAUCUUUUUAUGUCCUAUGUACGUCUUGGAGAUUACAAAAAACAACAACAAACAGCGCUUGCCUUGUACAAAUUAAAACCAAAAAAUCCUUAUUAUUUUUGGGCUGUGAUGAGUAUAGUUAUGCAGGCUAUACAUGCAGAAGAAAAAUUAGCGAAAACAGUUAUUUUACCUUUAGCAGAAAGAAUGGUGUUGAAAAUAAUUGAAGAAGGUAAAAUGGAAGCAGAACAAGAAGUCCAACUAUAUUUAAUGAUAUUGGAGCUUCAAGGUAAAAGUGAAGAGAUGCUAAAUGUUCUCUCUGGACCCUUAGCUAUACAUCUUUCGCCCAUUUCACAAGCAAAAGCAGCUCUAUUAUUAAAAUUGGAACGCUUUCCUGAAGCAGCAAAUGCAUAUAAAGAACUUAUCAACGAAAAUAUAGACAAUUGGGCAUAUUAUAAAGAUUAUCUUGCUGCGGCCUUGAAAUUUCAAAAAUCUGAAGAAUGUUUAGAAUUCUUUAAGAACAUUAUAAAUACAUCAGAAAAAGAAGUCAGAGCUCCAUACUUGGCUCAGUUUGAAUUAUACAAGAGUACUCAAAGCAAAGGAAUCAUUGAGAAUACUACUGAAGUAAUAAAUCUAAUGCAUCAGUAUUUCUUAUGGUUUGGAGAAAAAGACUGUGUAGUUGAAGACUUACGGCUGUACUUAAAUUUAUUAACACAUGUAGACAAGUUAGAAUUGCUUCGAAAGAUAGAGGAAGAAGAGUUGGAUGUCGAACCAGACGGAUUUCCAUUAACUGUGCAGCAAAUGCGACGUCAUAUUCAUUUUGAACAAUUGCGUCGUAUCUGUGGUUUGCAUCAUUCCCCCAACGUAUCUAUAGAUGAACAAAAGCAACUAGUAGAACGACUAUGUGUAUUAUAUGAAAAGGGUAAUGUAUUAUGUCCAAUUCAAGGAAGAUUACCAACAGAUUUUUGUCCUGCGGAUUCUUACAUCCUUUUAGCUACACAUUUAUUGCAUGAACUGUGGAGCAAUACCGAUGACGCAUCUUAUCUCUACAGGUGA
This is a messenger RNA of Megalopta genalis, 1350 nucleotides long. NCBI's taxonomy places the organism in Eukaryota, Metazoa, Arthropoda, Insecta, Hymenoptera, Halictidae. The record is from RefSeq and is a predicted model, not a curated record.